Messenger RNA from Alexandromys fortis (reed vole), 641 nucleotides. RefSeq names its product cuticle collagen 14-like. NCBI's taxonomy places the organism in Eukaryota, Metazoa, Chordata, Mammalia, Rodentia, Cricetidae. The record is from RefSeq and is a predicted model, not a curated record. The transcript is spliced from 2 exons. Bases 150 to 641 code for a protein of 163 amino acids.
ACUGCCGCUUACACCGUCAGGCUCUAACAAAAGGAGGGCAGCGCAGACACCCAGCUGCCCACAGCCUGGCAUUGUCGCCAAGUACCGAGUGGCGCUAGGUGACAGGGGCACGAGUGAGGCAGGACCAAUUUUAUCUAUUCCCAACCUGCAUGUUUUCAAAGAAAGAAGAGGCAACCGAGCUGUGGGAGGACUGGAGGGAACUAGCAGCCCACUGGCGCGCCCACGGGAUGCCCAGCAUGGGGACGCAGCACGGAGACGGGCAGGGGCCGCCGCCUCCUCACCCACCCUCUCCUCAGCAGCUAGCGUUCCUUCCCAGCCUCGGCCUCGCCGCCAGCCCGGGGCUCGCAGCCGGGCGCAAGGCGGACAGCGAGGCCGAGAUUCCAGACGCCCUGGCCCGGUCGGAGCAGGACCCUGAGCCGAACUCUCCAGCCGCCAGCGCCCCAACUUACCUUCGCCGCGCUCCCGCCCCUGCAAGGCGGCCAGGCCCGGCACCAGGCUCCGGAGACCGCGAGGAGGAGCUUGGGCCCCGCGGGGCACUGCAGGCCGACGUGAAGCGGCCGCCGGGUCCUCACCGCCCGGAUCCGAGUGGACCCCAGGGGCCGAACGGGCCUAGACCGCGCGGCAACGGAGGGCUGGGCUGA